AUGACUAUUCGUACGGCCACUACAUCUACAGCUCUUUUCCAUGUCUUCAAGUCUUCUCUUCUUUCCCAGUCUGGCCCGAAGGCCUCGUCUCUAUCUCCUCCCCCUCCUUACUGCGGACACUCUGCGACCUGA
Messenger RNA from Geosmithia morbida, 132 nucleotides. RefSeq lists its product as uncharacterized. The transcript has 2 exons. The record is from RefSeq and is a predicted model, not a curated record. NCBI's taxonomy places the organism in Eukaryota, Fungi, Ascomycota, Sordariomycetes, Hypocreales, Bionectriaceae. Bases 1 to 132 code for a protein of 43 amino acids.